Messenger RNA from Phoenix dactylifera (date palm), 1887 nucleotides. RefSeq lists its product as uncharacterized. Lineage: Eukaryota; Viridiplantae; Streptophyta; Magnoliopsida; Arecales; Arecaceae. The record is from RefSeq and is a predicted model, not a curated record. Gene Ontology annotation, cellular component: membrane. Gene Ontology annotation, molecular function: molybdate ion transmembrane transporter activity. Gene Ontology annotation, biological process: molybdate ion transport.
UUUAUACACACCACCCCCGGAUCUCGACACCCCCUCCGCACUCCCCUUAAUCUCGGCGACGGAAGAGAGAGGAAGAAAGAACAAGGCUCCCCGAGUCCCAAAAGCAUUCUCUUCUCUCCCUCCCUCUUCCACUUCUAAGGAGGCAUCUGAGAGGAGGAAGAAAUGGAGGCGUUGUACUACCUGCUCUUCGGAGGGCUGUCGGUGGUGGUGGCGCUGCUGGAGUUCAGCAAGACCAGCAAAGACCGCAUCUCCACCUCCGCCGCCUUCAACUCCUUCAAGAACAACUACAUCGUCGUCUACUCACUCAUGAUGGCUGGAGAUUGGUUACAGGGUCCCUAUGUCUACUACCUCUACCAUACGUACGGUUUCGGGAAGGGAGAAAUUGGUCGGCUCUUCAUUGCCGGAUUUGGAUCCUCCAUGAUCUUCGGGACGAUUGUUGGAUCUCUGGCCGACAAACAGGGUCGGAAGAGGGCUUGUGUGACAUAUUGCAUAAGUUACAUACUAAGUUGUAUCACCAAGCAUUCUCCAGAGUUUAAGGUGUUGAUGUUGGGCCGUAUAUUAGGGGGAAUCGCUACAUCGCUCUUGUUUUCAGCUUUCGAGUCAUGGCUUGUUGCUGAACACAACAAGAGGGGCUUCGAACCACAAUGGCUCUCCCUAACUUUCUCAAAGGCUAUAUUCAUUGGCAAUGGUCUCGUAGCCAUUGUCUCUGGGCUGUUUGCUAAUUUGCUGACUGAUACCUUGGGUUUUGGUCCCGUGUCCCCCUUUGAUGCUGCUGCAUGCUUCCUAGCAAUUGGCAUGGCGAUUAUCUUAUCAACAUGGGGUGAAAAUUAUGGAGAUCCUUCAGAAAACACGAAUUUACUUAGCCAAUUUAAGGUUGCUGCAGUCGCCAUUGCUUCUGAUGAGAAAAUUGCUUUGCUGGGUGCGAUUCAGUCACUGUUUGAAGGCUCAAUGUAUACCUUUGUAUUCUUGUGGACUCCUGUUUUAAGCCCAAAUGAUGAGGGCAUUCCUCAUGGUUUUAUUUUUGCAACCUUCAUGCUGUCUUCAAUGCUGGGAAGCUCCAUUGCAUCUCGGCUGAUGGCCCGAGCGACACUUAAAGUUGAAAGUUAUAUGCAAGUUGUUUUUGCAAUCUCUUCAUUCACUCUUUUCCUUCCUGUUAUCACCAGUUUCUUGGUAACAUCUUCAUCUGUAAAAGGCGGGAGCAUCUCGUUUGGGGGUUCUAUCCUGCUAUUUGGUUUCUGUAUCUUUGAAGCAUGUGUGGGGAUUUUUUGGCCAUCUAUUAUGAAGAUGAGAUCUCAGUACAUUCCUGAGGAGGCUAGAAGCACAAUCAUGAACUUCUUCCGCAUUCCCCUGAACAUAUUUGUUUGCAUUGUGCUUUACAAUGUGAUGCAUUCCCUAUGACUGUCAUGUUUGGCAUGUGCGGUAUUUUCCUUCUCAUUGCCGCUGUAUUGCAAAGGCGGCUGAUGGUGGUCGCUGAGAAUCACCGAUCAAGGCCACAAAAUUGGACAGCAAUGAAGGAGAGGGAUGAUGAGGCAGCGCCACUGAAUAUCUGAGUAGCAGGCUGAUGCUUGGUGCUUGCACGGUAACUGUUUGGCCCCAGCUUUCCGCUGCAUGAAGCAUCAACUCUCCUCCGUGGACAGUGUCCAGCCAACCAGUGAACCACAUGGCUUCACAUAUGAAAGUUGCAGUAGAAUAUCUGGUUGACUAGCAUCCGGUCGUGGGAUAAAGUGGAAUAAACAGAAAUAGAAUACGUAACUCGACGUAAUUGUAUUAAAAUGGUUUAUCAUGGCUUUUGUACCAUAAUUUGAUAUUGAUGACAAUGUCUGUUGGGUUUGAAGACAAUACAAUUUUCUUCUCUAAUAUGAAAUCAAUGUUGUAAUUUCAUGCUUA